Vitrella brassicaformis is the source of this 1373-nucleotide messenger RNA. The record is from the annotation of a GenBank genome assembly. Lineage: Eukaryota; Vitrellaceae.
AUGGAGGUCCAUCAGGCCGACCGUGUAUCUCCCUUCGUUGCCUUCCUAGUCAACACACAGGAGGUGAGAGAUCUCUGCAGCAUUACCCAUUGCAAAUAUGCCGUGUGUGUGGUGAUGCGUUCUGUCAGGACAUGUGCGGGCUCAUUUGUUCAUUCCUUGUCGCCAAAGAUCUCGCAGCCCUCACCACCAGGCGAGUAUCAUCAGCUACCGAUCUGCUUUUGUCAUAUAUGCAAUGGAUGGAUGGAUGGAUGGACUGACGUGCUUUUUGCAGUUGCGCCCGUUGCCACGAGGGUCUGUGGUGUAGCGCUCCCUUCUGGCAUUGUUUCUUUGCCCAGCUGAACAUCGCCCCCCCCUCCCCCCUGUCGUCACCCAUCCUGCCGCCGUCGCCCCUCAGCCCCCCGUCAUCCACCAGCGCAUCAUCCGCCACGCACACACCACCUCUCUCACCGCUGCGUGAGGUGGUAUCGGCGUCGCAUCUGGUGGGAGCGGGGUCUUUGUUGCCGACCUCAUGUGGGGAUGGAAGGCGACUGGUGAGCGGGGGGGGGUGGGGGUGGGGGUAGAGGGACAGAAGGGGGAAGGCUCACUCACACACUGUAUGUAUGUGCGAUUGUAUGUAGGUGCGGGCACUAUCGACACCGUGUGGAUGCCGUCGGCACCGACGAGCCGCCGGACGUCUAUGGCCAGCUGUUCGACACGGCAAAGUGAGUGAUUGAGCUAAUCGCCGGCCGACCGACCCCCACCCACCCCCAUCAAUGUGUAUGUCGCAUAUUUAGGCGCUAUUUGCGUGGCCUGCUUGGCCGCGACGACCCUGGUUUGCUGCACCGAUUCGGCAAUGCAUGCCUGGGACUGGUGCGCAAAUACGACAGCUACGAUGACCACACACAGGUCGGCAUAUCCCAGGAACGGAGAAUUGGGCAUUCAUUCGUGUGUGUGGGGGGUGCACUGCACGUAUACGCAUACAUGCAGGCGGCGGCAGAGGACAUGGUGUGGCAGAUAAGUCGAAGGACGGACAUCUUCACACGUACAUCAACAAGCGCCUCCUUUUGUGUCUCCUCAAACACUCCGAGUGUCAAUGUUUCCAUGCGGGGGUGUCAGGGGGCCAUGCGUUGGAGAUAUGUCGCGUCUUUGAGGACAGAAAGGAGCGCCGCAUCAUACAGAAAGCCAUGGACCACGUCGCCAUCAUAUUCUUGGCAAGUCAACCCACACACGGCAACAGACCUCUCGAUGUAUAUGUGCCCAUGCAGGAUUCGGAGGAGAGUUUUGACGCGUUGCUGGAGCACCAGUACGCCAUGCUGGCGCAGCAGGACCGAUCACCGCGCACAUGCGAGGAGGCACUCGCCGAUAUGCCAUCCAUCCACACACCACACACAUGA